AAGAACUAAGAGACUUAAUAUUUAAUUGAGAGAUAUUUUGAGUUGUGAGGUACCCCACAAUUUCAAUCAUAUUCAUUCAUCUCUACUAGUACGGGCAGUUAAAGGGAAGACACUCGUUUUCAACCUCAAACUCUUACCGAGGAAGAAUGAAUGAAAAACACUAAGCAUCAUCAUCUUCUUCUUCUACUUCCUCUUCUUGUGACCAGAACUUUGUUCAUCGGUAAACAAUGAAGGAGUUGAUUCUUGUUGCAGCUCUGUUGACAAUAGAGUUGUUGGACGUGAUCGUGUACACUGUAAGCAAAGCAGCAAUGAGAGAGGGCAUGAAUGACUUCGUCUUUGUCAUGUAUUCCAAUGCCUUUGCAGCAUGCUUCCUUCUUCCCAUCACCUUUUUCUUCUAUAGGAAAACACCUCUUCCACCACUCACAUAUUGCAUACUUGCCCAAUUAUUCAUUAAUUCCCUUUUAAGUUGCAGUGUUCAGAUGCUCAGGUAUCUUGGAAUAGGUUACAGUACUCCUACUUUGGCCACAGCUAUGUCUGAUUUAAUCCCAGCUUUUACCUUCAUACUUGCCAUUCUCUUCAGGAUGGAAAAAUUGAAUUGGAAAGCUAAUAGCACUCAGGCCAAGUCCAUUGGCACACUCGUAUCAAUCACUGGAGCUUUCAUAAUUACUCUAUACAGAGGCCAGGCCAUCAUAAAUAAUCAUCCAUCUUUACACUUGUCUUCUAAUAAACUUGGUUCAUCUGAGCAAUUUCACUGGAUAAUAGGGGCAGUGUUGCUUGCGACUCAUAGCUUUGUUCUCUCUUUAUUGUUUAUAGUUCAGACAUGGAUAAUCAGAAAUUACCCUGCAGAGCUUGUGAUAGUACUCACUCGAGCUAUAAUAGUCUUUAUGAUAUCUCUUCCGGUUUCACUGAUUUCAGUAAAGGAUCCAAAAGCUUUGAGACUGGGAUUUAAUGUGCAGUUGGUAGCUAUUAUAUGUGCAGCAAUUUUUACUGUAUCACUUCGAAGUAUUGUUCAUAUAUUGGUCAUGGAAAAGAAGGGCCCUCUCUAUGUUGCAAUGUUUAAGCCAAUUGGAAUAAUUUUUGCGGUCAUCUUGGGUAUUACUUUUCUUGGAGAUUCUCUCUAUUUUGGAAGUGUAAUUGGAGCAGCAGUAGUGGUUAUUGGUUUUUAUGCCGUUAUUUGGGGGAAAAGCAAAGAGAAAGCAGAGGAAGAGUGUGAAAUGUAUACCUCGGCAUCGUGCUCAACUGUGGUCCCUCUUUUGCAGAACAAGAAAAUUGAGGAGUAGAAUUCUGAGGCAAUGAUAAUAAUGGAACCAAAUAUUUUAAUAUCCUUGUUAUUACUUUCAACUUGGCCCGCUAUUAGAAAAAUAUAUUUUUAAAGGAAAUCCUAAAUUUACAUGAACAUACUUUUGUCCCGACCUUCAAGUUCAAUGUCUCGUGUAAUAUUUGAAAACAGAUUGAAUUAGUAAACUUUUUUAGUCAUA
Molecule: messenger RNA, 1478 nt
Organism: Cajanus cajan (pigeon pea)
Lineage: Eukaryota; Viridiplantae; Streptophyta; Magnoliopsida; Fabales; Fabaceae
Product: WAT1-related protein At3g28050
Cellular component (GO): membrane
Molecular function (GO): transmembrane transporter activity
Source: RefSeq, a predicted model, not a curated record